AUGAAAGCUGUGCUGGGAUUGAUGGUGAUUCUACUGGGAGUGUCUCAUGCUCCUGUGUCCUCUGUCCUGCUGGUCUCUGAGUGUCUGUCCCAGGGAGAGAUGAGGGUGUCCUGCUUGUCUGAGGGAGGGGACAGUCCUCAGUAUAGCUGGGCUCUGGAUGGACGCACACUGACAGAUGCUGAGCUCCUUUCUGGAAAUAAUAAGAGUAACAACAUUAUUCUGAAACAGCACAUCUCAGGAUGUCUGGUCUGCUCAGUCAGGAACAACGUCAGUGAUGUCUCAGAAGAACAGAAGACCUGUCGUUUCAUUAACUGCACCUCAAUUAAUGGGACAGAGAUAUUAGGGUGGGUGCCUGUGAACAGUAACAGCCUGUGUAUUGAACCAACAACAGAACCUACACCAGUCACACCAACUGCAGUGGGCUUCAUUAACUGCACCUCAAUCAAUGGGACACAGAUAUUAGGGUGGGUGCAUGCAGACAGUAACAGCCUGUGUAUUGAACCAACAACUGAACCUACACCAGUCACACUAACUGCAGUGGGUACUUCCUGGUUCAUAUUUGGUUUGAAAGCUGCUGUGGUAAUUCUGUCAUUAAGUGGGAUUUGGAUCUGGUUCACUUGGAAGAAAAAAACAAUAUUGGAAGGCCCUGCUGUCCCAGAAAAGGUGGAAUCUCCAGAUAACUCUGUUUUAAUGAUUGAAAUGAGUCCUUGCUCCAACACCUAGUGUCACCUUUCACCUGCUGUACAUUUGUCACAUAUCCGUGUAGGUGUGGAAAUAAGGAUUAGAGUUUAUCCUUUCCUUUUCAUUCAUUCCACAGUUUUUUUCCACAAGAUAACAAGUGUGUAUAAAUUUUCCAUAAAUAGUGGUUCUUUCUGUAAUUUUAUAUUUAGGUCCUCUUAAAUAUAAUCAAAGUGGGAAAAACUCUCUGUCCUUCAUAGUUUUUAUUUUGUGUUUACAUUUCAUCUGUAGUGCUGAAGGACACAUUUGUGUACAGAUGUUUUCGCCAUUUGUUGUUUGUUGCUGCAUUUUAAAAUAAUCAACCAUGUAGCUGACAAUGUGAUGUUAGUGUGUGAAUAAAGUG
This is a messenger RNA of Pundamilia nyererei, 1081 nucleotides long. RefSeq lists its product as uncharacterized. The transcript is spliced from 5 exons. NCBI's taxonomy places the organism in Eukaryota, Metazoa, Chordata, Actinopteri, Cichliformes, Cichlidae. The record is from RefSeq and is a predicted model, not a curated record. The coding region runs from base 1 to 723 and encodes 240 amino acids.